UUUGCCGGGUGUCUCUAGGUCAGAAUACGGCGUGCGAUUAAGGACAUAAUUGCGCAAGAGUCGUAGUGCAAGGAGUCAGUUAUAUAUCGGUGUCUGAGAUCCUAGAGCUUAUACCUCUCAUACUCUUGUUUGUUCCUAUUAACUCUUGUCCCGUCCAAAUUCCUUUUGUUUUAUCCCCCUAUUCUUACUGUAUCUUUUCAAACUCUUGUCCCUUCCAGUUUGUCUGUACGGAGUUACCCUCACAUUAUUGUCCCAAGACCCCUCACACUAAUCUAUUCGUCUCUUUACUCUCUGCUCUUUUUUUUACUGCCCCAGCCCCGUCUCCUUGCCUUUCACUGACGUUAUGCUCGGUUAGACAUGUUUCCAGGAGUCAGGUCCCUGCGGCUCUACCAGCUUUUCUAUGUCUUCCUCCUGCUCUUCCCUCCUAGCAUCCUUUCGCUGCCUUACCGUGGUCCUACGUGUGGCAUGUCCGGGUGUUCCCCGGGUCCGCCAGUGGUGCUAGUACCUGGAGAUCUUGGAAAUCAAAUAGAGGCAAAGCUGGAUAAACCAUCAGUUGUACACUACAUGUGCUCAAAGAAAACAGAUUAUUAUUUCACUCUGUGGCUGAACCUUGAAUUGCUGCUGCCUCUGGUGAUUGAUUGCUGGAUUGAUAACAUUAGGUUGGUUUACAACAUGACAACUAAAACUACAGAUUCUCCUGAAGGAGUGGAUAUCCGGAUCCCAGGUUUUGGUCAGACCUACCCUCUAGAAUUUCUGGACCCCAGCAAAAGAAGUGUGGGGACAUAUUUCUACACAAUGGUGCAGAAUAUGGUGGACUGGGGAUACACGCGUGACCAAACUGUGCGAGGAGCACCAUAUGACUGGCGUAAAGCUCCCAAUGAGAACUUGGAGUACUUUGUGGCCUUGCAGACGUUGGUGGAAACUAUGUAUGAAGAAUACGGGAGCCCUGUAGCACUGAUUGCACACAGCAUGGGAAAUCUCUACACUCUUUACUUCCUCAAUCACCUGUCCCAGGACUGGAAAGACAAAUACAUACACUCUUUUGUGGCUCUUGGGCCUCCAUGGGGUGGAGUGGCUAAAACCAUGCGUGUCCUGGCUUCAGGAGAUAAUAAUAGAAUUCCAGUCAUCAGCUCUCUUCGAAUCCGUGACCAGCAGCGAUCGGCUGUUUCCACCAAUUGGCUUCUACCAUAUAACAACACUUUUCCAUUGGACAAAGUUUUUGUGAGUACUCCUAAAGCCAACUAUACAAUACAGGAUUUUCAGAGGUUCUAUAAGGACAUUGGAUUCCCGGAAGGUUGGCUUAUGAGAAAAGAGACAGAAGAACUUGUAUCUUCACUGACUCCUCCAGGAGUGUCAGUUCAUUGCCUCUAUGGUACAGGUGUGGACACCCCAGACUCUUUCUUCUAUGAUGCGUUCCCAGACAAGGACCCACGGGUAGUGUAUGGGGAUGGAGAUGGUACUGUGAACGUAGUGAGUGCUCUGCAGUGCAAGAAAUGGCAAAAUCGACAGAAGCAGGUGGUUUCCUUGGUAGAGCUACCAGGAAAUGAACACAUCUCCAUGCUCUCCAAUGUUACCACCAUCUCGUACAUCAAACAGGUCCUGCUAGGAGUCUAGUGCUGCAGUCAUUAAGGGAAGACGGCCUGUCUCUGCAUGGAAGAGUCAUCUUUGGUGGUGGGCAACUAUGCAUUGGAAUCUACAUUAGCAUAAACCAUGUAUAAGCUCCAGAGGACUACAUCUUCAAUGUGGCAUCGAAAGAAGCAGCAGGACACUUAAAUUAUUGUGCUGUUUUUACAUGCAUACAUAACCGUGUUAUAGUGAUGUUUCUCUGAGGAAUUUUUAUUCACUCAGAUUUCAGCGAUAUCCAGAAGUGUUUUUCAGUUAAAGUUCGGUGCCCAGUAUUUUCUCUCCCUUGCAGACUGAUCAGAUUGUAUCCUUACAGUUGCUCUGAUGUUUAUGUAUCCCAUAAUUGUGCUUUAUUGACCAGCCUACAACCUCUCAAUGCUUGUAUGAUGGAAUGUCAACUGUUACACCUCACCUGAAAAGCAUUUGAGGGAAUCUCUGGCCACUAGGUUAUUAAAAUCAAUGAGGUGUCUUCACAUUUCUUAAAAAUAAAGAGCCAAUGAAAAUAUUUCUACUAAUAGGUUCUGAAACCACAGUGUAGAUUAUUUUUUUGUACUUAAAGAUAAAACUGUUUACAUCUAAUAAAACACAAAUCCAGUA
This is a messenger RNA of Bombina bombina (fire-bellied toad), 2220 nucleotides long. It is a transcript of the gene PLA2G15, whose product is annotated as phospholipase A2 group XV. The record is from RefSeq and is a predicted model, not a curated record. The coding region runs from base 358 to 1614 and encodes 418 amino acids. Gene Ontology annotation, cellular component: lysosome. NCBI's taxonomy places the organism in Eukaryota, Metazoa, Chordata, Amphibia, Anura, Bombinatoridae. Gene Ontology annotation, biological process: phosphatidylcholine metabolic process; ceramide metabolic process. The transcript has 6 exons.